Messenger RNA from Eremomyces bilateralis CBS 781.70, 2889 nucleotides. RefSeq lists its product as uncharacterized. Gene Ontology annotation, molecular function: hydrolase activity, acting on acid anhydrides, in phosphorus-containing anhydrides; ATP binding; nucleic acid binding. Lineage: Eukaryota; Fungi; Ascomycota; Dothideomycetes; Eremomycetales; Eremomycetaceae. Bases 1 to 2889 code for a protein of 962 amino acids. The transcript has 3 exons. The record is from RefSeq and is a predicted model, not a curated record.
AUGCCUCCACGUGCAUCGGCACCAUCGAAGCGGUCGGCACCAUCGAAGCGGUCGGCUCAGGUUAUUGACCUGACUGGCGAUGAUGUGGAAAAUGGCCACACUGCGAGACCAAAGAAAACGGCCAGAACAGCGAGUUCAGGAUAUGCAUCAGGACUGCCUACCCCCCAAAGUACAGCUCCAUCUUCAUCUCAGUCUUCAGCUCACGGAGGUCAACGCCGAGCUGCAGUCGGAAGCUCAUCGUUCGCUGCACCGACAAGCCAGUAUGGCGUGUCUGAUGAUGAUGAGGCCGAUGAGCUCGUCGACUUGGUGCCCUUUGAUCCAACCCAGGACUAUUCUACUGCAUCAUUCAUCCUCUAUGGAUCGCUUCAAACGAAGAUCGUCGGGUGUCGAUACUAUACUGGAGUGACGACUCUAGGCGAGAUGACCCUUCUCCGACGAGAGCCGGGGAACCAGUAUGACCGAAACGCCAUCGCGGCCCGGAAUAUGGAGGGCGAACAGAUUGGACACAUCCCUCGAGACAUGGCGGCAGCGAUCGCCAAGUACAUGGACGAUCGAUCCCUCCAGGUAGAAGCGCAAAUUAAAGGGAGGAAAGGUUACUACGAGUGCCCUAUUCUGCUGGAGUUUUAUGGGCCAAACGACCCUGAGAAGAGCGCGGCGAUUACUGCGCGGAUGAGACGUGAUGGGCUUCCGGUUGGGAACUUCGAAGAGUUCCACAGGACCAAGAAGGCACUCGAAAAAGCGGCUGCGAAGCAGGCUACUGACCGGGCACGCGUGGCUGCGAUGAAUGGAGACUCGAGUCUACCUGUCGGUGGUUCUUUCCAAGUCCCAACUGCUGCUCCCACUCUGGCCUCAAUUAUGGAAGAAAGUGAGAAAUACAGUGCAAGAGGCAUUGAUGAAGUUGUGAAGACAUUUGGAGUCGGCACCGAUGAUCUUGAGAAUAUGCCCAUGGCGGAGCAGCCAGCUGAAAUCGCCACAAAAAUGCUGCCAUACCAGCUACAGGGUCUCCAAUGGCUGCUCGACAAGGAAAGUCCGAAACUACCGCCAAAUACAGACGACGUGGUUCAACUCUGGAGGAAGCAUCCAACUCAACCGGGCAUGUUUUUAAACAUUGCCACGACAUUCGCAGUGAAAACCCCCGGCCUCAUGAGUGGUGGCAUUCUGGCUGAUGACAUGGGACUUGGGAAAACUUUGCAAAUCAUUUCUCUGAUCAUGUCAGACCCGCAGCGGAUAAACUCCCCAUCCAAGUCCGCCGGGCCGACACUCAUAUUGUCGCCUCUGAGCGUAAUGAGCAACUGGACCGGACAGAUCAAACACCAUGUAAAGGAAGAUUCCGCUCUGCGUGUGCUGACUUAUCACGGAACGAACAGAAAGGUUCUUCUGAACUCUAAGACGAUUGAGGACUAUGAUGUCGUCAUCACGACUUACGAGACUGUCAUGUCGGAAUAUUGGUCCUCACAGGAGAAUGUACCGCGUGUGAAAGGACUUUACGCUAUCAAUUGGAGGCGUAUCGUUCUUGAUGAAGGGCAUAACAUCCGCAACCCUCAAGCGAAGCGUGCUGUGGCAGCUUGUGCGCUUAUUGCGCAGUCGCGAUGGGUCUGCACCGGCACGCCAGUGAUCAACAGCUUGAAAGAUUUGUAUUCCAUCAUCAAGUUCUUACGCUUGUCAGGCGGCCUCGACCAGUUCGAAGCCUUCAAUGGUAGGAUCAUACGUCCAGUCAAUGCCGGUGAUGGGGUCGGAUAUCGUCUACUCCAAUCAUUGAUGCGGAGCAUCUGUUUGCGCCGCAACAAAGAGAUGAAAUUUGUCGAUCUGCGAAUUCCUGAGCUCACGGAAUACGUUCACAAGAUCCAGCUCUCCGAUCACGAGAAAACCAAAUAUGAUGGCCUAGCCUCUGAGGCCAGUGGGGCAUGGAAGGAAUUCGAGAACACAUCUGGACAAGAGGCUGCAAACGCAUACCGCCAUGUCCUCGAGGUUCUCCUCCGCCUUCGACAGGUCUGCAACCACUGGAGGCUUUGCGGCGACAGGAGAAUCAAGGACAUCCUUGACAAGAUUGAGAAAGACAAGACGGUCGAACUGACAUCGGAAAACUGUGGUGCGCUGCGCAAAAUGCUACAGUUGAGCAUCGAGUCCCAAGAGGACUGCCCUAUUUGCCUCGACACGCUUAAAGAGCCCAUCAUCACAGCCUGCUCUCACAUUUACUGCUACGCUUGCAUCGAGCGCGUCAUCGACACGCAGCACAAAUGCCCACUCUGUCGUGCUGAUAUUCAGUCUCCCCAACACGUUGUUCGCGCGGCCAAAGACGAGUCGCUCGAUUCGACGCCCACUACUUUUGAUGAGGAUGAGUCGAGCAGUAAGAUUGAAGCACUUCUCUCCAUUCUCGAAGCCACACGGGUACGGCCAGGCGAGCCAACUAAGACCGUGGUGUUUAGUCAAUGGACCUCAUUCCUCAACCUUCUGGAGCCACACCUUCAGAAACGAAAUAUCAAAUUCUGCCGCAUCGAUGGCACCAUGUCUUCGACGCUUCGCGACAACGCGCUGGAGCGGCUCGCAUCCGAUCCAGAGUGCACGAUUAUGCUCGCGUCGCUAGCCGUCUGCUCGGUUGGGCUGAACCUCGUGGCAGCCUCUCAAGUCAUCUUGGCGGAUUCUUGGUGGGCGCCAGCGAUCGAAGACCAAGCGGUUGAUCGUGUGCACCGGCUGGGCCAGAAGCGGGAGACCACCGUCUGGAGGUUGGUGACAGAAGGGACGGUUGAAGAGAAGGUGUUACAGAUCCAAGCAAAUAAACGGGAGUUGAUGAGAUUGGCGGUGGCCGAAAAGGAGGGGAAGAAGAAGAAAGGAGGCAGGACGGCACGGUUGCAGGAUAUUCAGAUGCUGUUGGGGACACAGCAGGCGUAG